Anguilla rostrata (American eel) is the source of this 1455-nucleotide messenger RNA. RefSeq names its product KRR1 small subunit processome component homolog (gene krr1). The record is from RefSeq and is a predicted model, not a curated record. The transcript has 10 exons. Lineage: Eukaryota; Metazoa; Chordata; Actinopteri; Anguilliformes; Anguillidae. Gene Ontology annotation, molecular function: RNA binding. Gene Ontology annotation, cellular component: small-subunit processome; nucleolus. The coding region runs from base 86 to 1231 and encodes 381 amino acids.
UUGUAGUCCAACAAGUUGGGGAACAAUUAGAUGGAUGCACUAGUUCCGUAAAAGUCUUAUACAUCCGGAGUGAAAGGUUACAGAAAUGGCGUCCUCCACCGAAGCAGACGGCGUGAGUGCUGCUACCACAGGGAAAAAGCCGAAAAAGACUAAAAACCAAGUUGAUGAGUCGGAACUUCUGACGGUGCCCGAAGGAUGGAAGGAGGCCCCUUUCACGAAAGAAGAUAACCCAAGAGGUUUACUGGAGGAGAGCAGUUUCGCCACUCUCUUCCCAAAAUAUAGAGAAGCGUAUUUGAAAGAGUGUUGGCCCCUCGUCCAGAAGUCUCUGGGUGAUUUACAUAUCAAUGCAAUCCUCGACUUGAUCGAGGGCAGCAUAACUGUCAAGACCACCAAAAAAACCUUUGACCCAUACUCUAUUUUACGAGCAAGAGACCUGAUUAAGUUGUUGGCCAGAAGUGUACCAUUUGAACAGGCUGUACGGAUUCUGGAGGAUGACGUGGCAUGUGACAUCAUUAAAAUCGGUACUUUAGUGAGAAACAGAGAACGCUUUGUGAAAAGAAGGCAAAGGCUCAUAGGCCCUAAAGGGUCUACACUAAAGGCCCUGGAGCUUCUGACAAACUGCUACGUCAUGGUGCAGGGGAACACAGUGUCAGCCCUGGGACCUUACAGAGGCCUUAAGGAAGUCAGGAAAGUGGUCCUGGACACAAUGAAGAAUAUUCACCCAAUUUACAACAUCAAGACGCUGAUGAUCAAGCAAGAGCUGGCGAAGGACGCGGAGCUGCGGACGCAGAGCUGGGAGCGCUUCCUGCCCAACUUCAAACGCAGGAACCUGACCAAGCGCAGGGAGCCCAAGAAGAAGACCGCGAAGAAGGAGUACACGCCAUUCCCUCCUCAGCAGCCGGAGAGCCAGGUUGACAAAGAAUUGGCAACUGGAGAGUUCUUCCUCAGAGAAAGCCAAAAGAAGAGGAAGAAGUUGGAGGAGAUCAAGGUGAAGCAGGCUGAAGCUCUGACAAAGAGACAGGAAGAGAGGAACAAGGCCUUUAUUCCCCCGAAAGAGAAGCCCAUGAAGAAAGCCAAAAAAGCGCCCACUGAAGGGAAGAUCGAUGUGGAGGCCAUCAAAGAGAAAGUAAAGAAAGCGAAGAAUAAAAAACUGGGGGCUCCUCCAGUUAACCCCGAAUCUCAGACCGCUGCUGCCGGUGGCAAGAAAAGGAACAAAAAGAACAAAGGGUGACCGGAUUUCCCUCUAUAAACGGACACGGCGGUGUGGGGACUCCUAAGUUUCAGGACUGAGCUUGUUUUUAUACGAAAUGCUGUACAAUACACAUGUUUUUAUUGAUCUGAGAUUGUGUUUUCAGUGCUGAACGGGACCGAGGUGGCCUCUGGCAAAACCCUGCCCACGUAGUUGCGCACACGAGCAAUUAAGUGUAGUAAGUUCUGCCAAAUUUGUCACUGGAA